AUGAAUGCCGUUGACGGUAGUGCACCUAUUAAUAAGACCCCCAUGGAACAGGUAGACGAACUCAAAUACUGGCUGGCUACAGCUCCUGGAAACUGGGAUUCAGACACAAAUAUUCGCCGGUACCUUCUCCCUACUGGCGAACACAUUUCUUGUGUAUUAUGGAAUAGCCUAUUUCACAUAACGGGGACUGAUAUCGUUCGCAGUCUAGUCUUCCGCUUUCAAGCCUUCGGUCGACCUGUCAAGAAUAUCAAGAAAUUUGAAGAAGGCGUUUUCAGUGACCUUCGCAACUUAAAACCUGGCCUGGAUGCUUCUCUGGAAGAACCAAAAUCGGAGUUUCUCGAGAUGUUAUAUAAGAACAACUGCAUACGCACCCAGAAGAAACAGAAAGUUUUCUAUUGGUUUUCUGUGCCACACGACCGUCUGUUCUUGGACGCAUUAGAACGGGACCUGAAAAGGGAGAAGAUAGGCAUCGAACCAACGACUGUCGCUGUUACAGAACCUGCCAUCUCUUUCUCUUUUGAUUCAACACAGUCACUUUACGACCAGUUUACAAAGGGUAUGUCGCGCGAGUCAUCGGCCCCAUCAUCUCCACAACUACCAAGUCUGGUAUAUGAACCCGCCAUUCAGGCACUAGCUCCAGCUAUGAUGGGACCUCAAAUAAAGUCAGACGAACAGGUUAAUGUCCUAUACUCUCUUGGUGAGGACUCGGUUGGGAAUGUAGCAUCCACACAGUCUCCCCUCAGCACAUUCGCCUUAUUCCAAUCAAUACCUCAGUGCGAUCAUGCUCUCGGUAAAGGGCAUUUGUUUUCAUCACCUGAUCUCGGUUAUUGUUCUAUGGACGAGCUUCAGAAGACCUCUUUCGAGAUUAAUCCCGCUUCAGAAUACAUUGUAACAGCUGGAUGGAAUCCUUCUAGCAUUGAUGAACAAUAUGUCGAAGGAUGCCGUCCGACUCAUGACCAAGCUGACUCUCAGCUUUCAAAUGUGUCACAAGCAAUUGUUCCUUCGUCAAACUAUAACAAUAACUCUACUGCAUCCGCUGCAGCUAAUCUUUUUGGUAUGUUUUCUAUCUUUGAGGGUUCCCCAACGUACAAACAACGCAGACGCCGUGCAAGUUCCUGCGCUGGUGUAAACGUAAGCCAAAAUUCCCCUCCAAUGAGAUCCAACACCGCACCUUAUCCAGUUAAGACAUACACCUGUCCGCUUCCGACUUGCGGCCGAUUGUUUAAGCGGCUAGAGCAUCUCAAGCGUCAUGUUCGCACUCACACUAUGGAACGACCAUACUCUUGCUCGAUAUGCGGAAAGAGGUUUUCAAGGUCCGAUAAUCUAGCUCAACAUAAAAAGACACAUGAAAGAGGAAUGGCUAAUUCUCCUCCACCUUCUGACGAUGGCACUAAUGGGUCUGAUCUCGGUUUUGACGAUAAUGUCGUCUCCGAAUGCUUUAAUUUCGAGGCUCCUGAUAUGGCAGUUACUACCUGCGUACCUGAUGGAUAUGCUGUUCUCGCCCCAGAACCAACCAAUUACUCUGUAUUCAGCCUACCUUCCAAUUACAUGGAAACGUCAGCGAGCAAUGGAAUUAUUGUCUAA
Molecule: messenger RNA, 1584 nt
Organism: Paraglomus brasilianum
Lineage: Eukaryota; Fungi; Glomeromycota; Glomeromycetes; Paraglomerales; Paraglomeraceae
Source: the annotation of a GenBank genome assembly